Molecule: messenger RNA, 1095 nt
Organism: Drosophila grimshawi
Lineage: Eukaryota; Metazoa; Arthropoda; Insecta; Diptera; Drosophilidae
Gene: mTerf3
Product: transcription termination factor 3, mitochondrial
Exons: 2
Coding region: 9-1070 (353 amino acids)
Biological process (GO): regulation of DNA-templated transcription; mitochondrial ribosome assembly
Cellular component (GO): mitochondrion
Molecular function (GO): double-stranded DNA binding
Source: RefSeq, a predicted model, not a curated record
CUGUUGCCAUGCUUUGCUCUUGGAUACGUAACAUCAAUAAAAUACAGAAAACCACACAUAUUGUAACAAAUAAACAUGUGAUUGUUGAUCAAUUGCGCCAUUUACGUGCGCUGCGCAAGGCACCAAGUGAGUUCAGUGUGCUAGACGCAACAGCAGAACCACCACAGGAUGUGGGGCUAAAAAGAAACGAGCGUCGAGAUGAAAUCGCCUUAGAUUUUGGCAAGCGUGAAGCUCAUGUUCCCACCUUCAAUUUGGCUGCGCAUGUAAACAACUCCAAGACACUGCAGCAGCUAAUGAGUCUGGGCGUCGAUCUGCAUAGCAUUGAGCGGCGCAAGGGUCUGGGUCAGUUUGUGCUUCGCCUGGACUUUGAGCAGAAUGUGAAACCCUAUUUAACUUUCCUGUCCGAUCAGGGCAUAUCGCCGCAUGACUUUGGUGUGUUGAUUACCAAGAAUCCACUACUAUUCAAGGUGGAGCUGGAUGACUUGCAGACGCGUGUCGAGUAUCUGCGCAGUAAGCGUUUCUCGGAUGAGGCACGUCGACGUAUUUUCACCCAGAAUCCAUAUUGGUUAAUGUUCUCAACGCGACGCGUUGAUCGCCGUUUGGGCUACUUUCAAAAGGAGUUCGGCCUGAGUGGGCACGAUUUGCGCCUGCUGGCAACCAAGGAGCCACGACUGAUUACCUACAACAUGGAGCACUUGCGAAAAUCUGUAUUUACGUUACGCGAGGAAAUGGGCUUCAGUUACAAGGAGCUGCAAUCGCUAAUUGUGCACAAGCCACGUCUGAUGAUGAUACCACCCGAUGAUCUCGUGGAGCGUUUCAGCUAUGCUCACAACGAGAUGGGCCUGAGCCAUGCGCAGAUCCUUCAAUGUCCUGAGUUGUUGGCCUCUCGCGAGUUUCGUCUGCGUGAACGUCACGAAUUUCUCAAACUGUUGGGACGUGCUCAGUAUGAUCCGCAAAAGGAUUUGUAUGUUUCACCCAGCGAAAUUGUGCAAGGCAACAAUUUUUAUUUUGUGCGUAAUGUGGCGAAAAGUGAUUUGCAAACAUUUGAUUUGUUUUUGAAAACACGUUAAUAAAAGUUUAAGUGCGCGCACACAA